UUUAUUGUCAAAUUUAUUCGCAAAUUUUGACUAAUUAAAACAAUGUUAGGGGGUGAUAAAAUAGUAAAAGAUCAGAUUUAAUAUUUGAUCAAGUAUUUAAAAUCAUGAAAUACCCCUAUCUGUCAUCACUAUUUUUAUAUUUAAGUUAUAUGACUUAGUGAAAUCAAAAAUGAAGAUAAGGACGAUCCGAAUCCCCGUUCGUAUGGGCAACUAUACGUAUAGGCUACAUGAUUUUAAGAUAAAAUGCAGAUUUGGAAUUAGACUCUUUAUAUAUUUCAUCCUGUUAAUCUUUGUCGGUCCUUACUUUGGAAAUUGGACUACCACAGAGAAGUAUCUGUGCAGAAUUGACGUUUACGCCAGCGAAUGUAGUUUAUCUGACCGGAUGGUCCCGGCAACAGAUAGUUUUCGGUGCCCUGCACAACGAUUCAUGAUAGCUAAACUGGGAUCAAUCAUAAGGUCAUCGGUCCUCACAAUUGGAUUUGUCAUGGGCCUUCUGUUGGAUAUCCUUGGUCCAAAAGUAACAUUUUUAAUUGGCAUAAUAAUGAGAAUCGUGACUUGGCUAAUCUUCUCAGUUAAACACGCCAGUAACUCAGCAAUAGUAUUCAGUUCAGUGCUUUUGGGUUUGUCGAGAAACGCUAUAGCAUAUCCGACCCUGACCAUUUACAUGUACACAACUAACUUUAAGGAAUAUGCAACCACGGUAAUGGGUAUAGGAAUCACCUUAGCAGGUUUGUAUAUUAUGGUAAUUGAACGUCUGCUCGGUUUUACGGGAGCAGAUCCACAUCGCUUUACACUAUACUCAGUACUGACGACACACAUUCCAUGUUUGUUUAUUGGUCUCAUAUUAUUUCCAUGGAAGUCACCAACUCCAAAGGUUAAACAUAAGGCAACUAAAUCUAUAGAGCACAUUGAUGACCAGAUAUCUACAGAUGAUUUAGUAUCCACAGAUGGGAAGAAUACACCUAGUUCUGAUUUAACACUCAAAACCUUUUCACAAUCAUCUGUUAGAGAUUCCAAGAUCUCAGACUUCAGUUCCAUGGAUACAGGAUUAUCGGCUUAUUCCAAAGAUGGCAUUGAUAAAGGAUAUAAAGAUAACACAAUGAUAAGAAUUGAAAGAUCAGGAAGUGAAUCCAGUGACGUGGAUUUAGAUGCACAUGUACAAACUGAAAUAUCAAUGGAUGAUUCACAAUGGAACUUGAAGAAGUUUGUAAAAUAUUUGAAGAGCCUAGAGUACUCGGUAACAUGCUCGUAUUUCGUUUUGAAUUUUCUAGACUUUUAUUUUAUGCAGAUGAUGUUCUCCACAAUGUACGGAGAAUACAAUGACGUGAUGGUGCUGAACGAAUAUUUGGUAUCAUUUAGCUUUAUUUUAACGUUUUUUAUUGGAUUAUUGUACAAAGUCUUCAACCCGCUUACGAUACUGAUUUUCUCAAACAUGUUUGGAAUAAUAUCACACUUCAUAGCCUUUAGCGGUACGAGAGUGGCAGGCUACUUCACAGCCUCCACACUCAUCGCAUACGCCUCAAUACUCUUUACGCAGAUUUAUAUUUACAUCCAGUCGACGUUUGACUCAAAGUAUUUUGGAAGCCUUGUGGGCACAGUCAACACAUUCUCUGGAAUCUCAAUGUUCUUCAACAUCGCCCUCAUUUCACUCGUCGAGAAGUUCAGCUGCAUCAACUACAUACACAUCGCAAUGAUUAUUGCCAGAUCAAUCUUUGAAGUAGCCUUAAUCUUUUUGAACUUCAACCGCAAAAAAAGAACAAAAUCCAUUUAAUUUUAUUCCACCUCAUUUUUCAAUUUAUUUACUUUAUUA
This is a messenger RNA of Theileria parva strain Muguga, 1810 nucleotides long. RefSeq names its product Major Facilitator Superfamily protein. Gene Ontology annotation, biological process: transmembrane transport. NCBI's taxonomy places the organism in Eukaryota, Apicomplexa, Aconoidasida, Piroplasmida, Theileriidae. Gene Ontology annotation, molecular function: transmembrane transporter activity. The transcript has 2 exons. The coding region runs from base 170 to 1771 and encodes 533 amino acids. The record is from RefSeq and is a predicted model, not a curated record.